GGCUCGGCUCUCUUCGGCUGAGCUCGGCCACUUCUCGGCUCUCUUCGGCUUCCUUCGACCGACUCUCGUCUCGGCUUCCUCCUGCCGGCUCUCUUCCUCGGGCUCGGCUCUCUUCGGCUAAACUCGGCCGCGGCACCGGAAGGGCGCCAAUGGAGCCGGGCCUACCGGCUCGCCCGACGGCCAUGGCACCACUGCUGGAGUAUGAGCGGCAGCUAGUGCUGGAGCUGCUCGACACGGACGGCCUGGUCGUGUGCGCCCGCGGGCUCGGCGCGGACCGACUCCUCUACCACUUCCUCCGGCUGCACUGCCACCCGGCAUGCCUGGUGCUGGUGCUCAACACGCAGCCGGCCGAGGAGGAAUAUUUUAUCAAUCAGCUGAAGAUAGAAGGAGUUGAACACCUUCCGCGCCGUGUAACAAAUGAAAUCCCAAGUAACAGUCGCUAUGAGGUUUACACACAAGGCGGUGUGAUAUUUGCAACCAGUCGGAUACUUGUGGUUGAUUUCUUGACUGAUAGAAUUCCUUCAGAUUUAAUUACUGGCAUCUUGGUGUACAGAGCUCACAGAAUCAUUGAGUCCUGUCAAGAAGCAUUCAUCUUGCGCCUGUUCCGCCAGAAAAACAAACGUGGCUUCAUUAAAGCUUUCACAGACAAUGCUGUUGCCUUUGACACUGGUUUUUGUCACGUGGAAAGAGUGAUGAGAAAUCUCUUCGUAAGGAAGUUGUAUCUGUGGCCCAGGUUCCAUGUAGCAGUAAACUCAUUUUUAGAACAGCACAAACCUGAAGUCGUAGAAAUUCAUGUCUCUAUGACACCAGCCAUGCUUGCUAUACAGACUGCCAUACUGGACAUCUUAAAUGCAUGUUUGAAAGAACUGAAGUGCCAUAACCCAUCACUUGAAGUUGAAGAUUUAUCUUUAGAAAAUGCUAUUGGAAAACCCUUUGACAAGACAAUCCGCCAUUAUCUGGAUCCUUUGUGGCACCAGCUUGGAGCCAAGACUAAAUCCUUGGUUCAGGAUUUGAAGAUACUACGAACUUUGCUGCAGUAUCUUUCUCAGUAUGAUUGUAUCACAUUUCUUAAACUUCUGGAAUCUCUGAGAGCAACAGAAAAGGCUUUUGGUCAGAAUUCAGGUUGGCUAUUUCUGGACUCCAGCACCUCGAUGUUUCUAAAUGCUCGAGCAAGGGUUUAUCAUGUUCCAGAUGCCAAAAUGAGCAGGAAAGAAAAAAUGUCUGAAAAAAUGGAGUUUAAAGAAGGGCAGGAAACAAAAAAGGAACUCGUCCUAGAAAGCAACCCAAAGUGGGAAGCGCUAACUGAAGUACUGAAAGAAAUUGAGGCAGAAAACAAGGAGAGUGAAGCCCUUGGUGGUCCAGGUCAAGUACUUAUUUGUGCGAGUGAUGACCGCACGUGUUCCCAGCUGAGGGAGUAUGUCGCUGUUGGAGCCGAGGCCUUCCUGUUGAAACUGUACAGGAAGACCUUUGAGAAGGACAGCAGCGCUGAGGAAGCAUGGGUGAAAUUUAGAAAGGAGGACAGUUCGAAGAGAGUUGUGAAAUCCAACAAACGACUCAAAGACCCCCAAAACAAAAGGGCUCCUGCCAAAGAAAGGCCUCUCAGAAAGAAAAAACGAAGGUUAACUUUAACUCAGAUGAUGGGAAAACCUGAAGAACUAGAGGAAGAAGAGAAUGUCAAGGAAGGAUAUCCUAGAAACCUAAGCAGCAGCCCAGAAAGCUCCUUGGAAGAAAUUAAGCAUGAAGAAUUUGAUUUAAACUUGUCAUCUGAUGCCGCUUAUGGAAUCCUGAAAGACCCCCUCACUAUAAUCCAUCCACUUCUGGGCUGUAGUGACCCCUAUGCUCUGACAAGGGUUCUCCACGAAGUGGAGCCAAGAUAUGUGGUUCUGUAUGACGCAGAACUAACGUUCGUUCGUCAGCUUGAAAUUUACAGGGCAAGCAGGCCUGGGAAACCUCUGAGGGUUUACUUUCUCAUAUACGGAGGGUCCACUGAGGAACAACGCUAUCUCACUGCUUUGAGGAAAGAAAAGGAAGCUUUUGAAAAACUCAUCAGGGAAAAAGCCAGCAUGGUUGUCCCUGAAGGAAGAGAAGGCAGAGAUGAAACAAACCUAGACUUAGUGAGGGGCUCCUUGUCUGCAAGUGUUUCCACUGAUACUCGGAAAGCAGGUGGCCAGGAGCAGAACAGUACGCAGCAAAGUAUAGUUGUGGAUAUGCGUGAGUUCCGAAGUGAACUCCCAUCCCUGAUCCAUCGUCGGGGAAUUGACAUCGACCCCGUCACCUUAGAGGUUGGAGAUUACAUUCUGACUCCAGAAAUGUGCGUGGAGCGCAAGAGUAUCAGCGAUUUGAUUGGCUCUUUAAAUAACGGCCGCCUGUACAGCCAGUGCAUCUCCAUGUCCCGCUACUAUAAGCGACCAGUGCUGCUGAUCGAGUUUGACCCCAGUAAGCCCUUCUCUCUCACUUCCCGGGGUGCCUUACACCAGGAGAUCUCCAGCAGCGACCUCAGUUCCAAACUCACCCUUCUCACGCUGCACUUCCCCAGACUGCGGAUUCUCUGGUGUGCCUCCCCUCACGCUACUGCGGAGCUGUUCGAGGAGCUGAAGCAAAAUAAGCCGCAGCCUGACGCCACGACGGCCAUGGCCGUCACAGCGGAUUCUGAAACACUCCCCGAGUCAGAAAAGUAUAAUCCUGGCCCCCAAGACUUCUUGUUAAAAAUGCCCGGGAUAAAUGCCAAGAACUGUCGCUCCCUGAUGAGCCACGUGAAGAGCAUCGCAGAGUUGGCGAGCCUGCCCCAGAACGAGCUCGCAGGUGUGCUGGGCAAUGCUGCGAACGCCAAGCAGCUGUACGAUUUCAUGCGCACCACUUAUGCAGAGGUGGUUUCUAAAGGAAAAGUGAAAACAUGAGCAAACGUGGCUAUUUUCUUAUCCCAGUUUUCAGCACCUCUUUGCCAGCAUUAAGAGAUCAUUAAUCAGCUCCAUUUUCUUCGAGCGCUUCUUAAUAAUCGUGUGGUCUGUUUCCUAGGUCAGUGGACCAGAAGCCAGUUCCUCUCUCCACUUUGCAUUUUGGCAUCAUUUUAACUUUCCGGGCCUGCUCCCCUCCCUCCUGCGCUGUCCAUGCCAGGUUCAGUAGGUUGGGUUUUUAAAUGAGGUGUGUCAGGAUCUGGUAAAGCGUCUACAAGUGUUCAUAGAAGGCCAUUGUUGAAACAAGCAGAAAUUUGCAUUUCCUAUACAAACUGAUAACACACCAUUGUUUCCUAGCCCACUGUUGACAGAGGGCCUCUGCACACUGGGAAGGAACCUCUCUGCCAUUCCUGACCACUUCUCCCCACCACAUUGUCUCACCCGCACACCUCUUCCACCUGUCUCCCUCUAAGAUUCAUGGGGACUUCUGCUAACUUAAGGCAGCCAACCUCUGAAACCAGCUGAUGAAUUUUCUAAUCCCCUGAAUAUAUGUAGCAUGAACUUACCUCAAUUGUGCAAAACCAGUACCUGUAAAACAAAAUGAAUUGCCUAUUUACAGAAUUUGAUGGUAUAGAUGAAGGAGCCCUUAGAGUUCUUAGUUUUGGCAGAUAUUUAACUUAAAUCCCACAGAUAUCUAGUCCCAACUGACUAGUUACAGUGUCUCUUAAGACUUCCUCUUUUUCAGCCUCUCUUCACGUAUCCUAAAACCACCAGCACCAUAUUCUCUCAAAAGGCAGCAUAAGCUCAUCCUAUGUGAUUCUCCACUUUCCUUGUUCCUGGGCAGGGUGCCUAUUUCCAUCCCUGUGUUUCAACUAAAAUACAAGUGAAUGAAUGGCCCACAAAGUUUUUAAGAUUUGGUUUACCUUCCUUGACUUGAGAUACGAGAGUUGUAAGUAAAUGGAAGAUGAAUGCACCAAAUAUAUAAGAAUUCUUAGAAAAUAUAUAUGUUUAAAAAUCCAUAAAGCACCAAUCUCAUUGUAAACCUCCUCCUAAUUGAUUUAGUUUAGCUUUUUACUGACGUGUACAGACAAGACAUUCAUAGCAUCUUUGUGUAGUUUUUAAAAUUUUUAUAUUUAAACAUUAUUAACUUAAGUAUUAUUCACAUGGUAACAAGUAAAUUUUCUACCUGAAAAGGUGAUGUAGAUGUAGACAUCAGUUCUGUGAGCCACAUCACAUACUUUUAACAUGUCACCCAUCAAUGUCAGCCCUGUGUGUUUUUGUCACACUAAACUCAGAAUAGACAGUGGGCCAUGUAAUAUGAAAUAGUGUCCACCUUGCACAAAAGCACUUCCAACUGUCCUCUGCUCACUGAACCUCUCAUCUUGACUUCUGGUUUCUUGGUAUGUUACCAUAUGUUAAUACUCUUAGUAUGUGUGGAUUUUGAACUCUAUACAGGGUACUGAAGAACGCAUUGAGCGGUAUCAAGGAACCGUAUUGUUAUCAUAGAACUCUGUACAAUGACUUGAGGCAUAAAGAAGAAGACACGAACACAAAUUAAGGUAGAAUAAAGAUGUGGCUACUAAUUUUGUCCCAGGGUCAAAAAGAUAGCCUUGAGAAUAGAAAACAGAAAUGUCCGAUACAUGUGUUAGUUUUCACUUGAAUAUGUAUUUCUUCGUUAAGGUUCCUUCAUAGUUAAAAGUGCAUUAAAAUAGACAUACCACCUCAAAUAGAAAUGUUGUUAUAAUUUUUCUUCACCCUGUUCUAGCACUUCUGCUUGUGGUGUGUAAUUUCUAUGUUUUCUUCUUGUGUAAUUGCACCUGAUUUUUAUUGUUCUUCCGUUACAUAAAAAUUACAUCUUGUCAUUUUCAUUA
This is a messenger RNA of Manis pentadactyla (Chinese pangolin), 4765 nucleotides long. RefSeq names its product ERCC excision repair 4, endonuclease catalytic subunit (gene ERCC4). Gene Ontology annotation, cellular component: nucleotide-excision repair factor 1 complex. Gene Ontology annotation, molecular function: single-stranded DNA endonuclease activity; single-stranded DNA binding; damaged DNA binding. The record is from RefSeq and is a predicted model, not a curated record. Lineage: Eukaryota; Metazoa; Chordata; Mammalia; Pholidota; Manidae. Gene Ontology annotation, biological process: double-strand break repair via homologous recombination; nucleotide-excision repair involved in interstrand cross-link repair; resolution of meiotic recombination intermediates. The coding region runs from base 150 to 2897 and encodes 915 amino acids. The transcript is spliced from 11 exons.